Pomacea canaliculata is the source of this 10028-nucleotide messenger RNA. RefSeq names its product olfactory guanylyl cyclase GC-D-like. The record is from RefSeq and is a predicted model, not a curated record. The transcript is spliced from 19 exons. Lineage: Eukaryota; Metazoa; Mollusca; Gastropoda; Architaenioglossa; Ampullariidae. Bases 929 to 5002 code for a protein of 1357 amino acids. Gene Ontology annotation, molecular function: guanylate cyclase activity; peptide receptor activity; protein kinase activity. Gene Ontology annotation, biological process: intracellular signal transduction; protein phosphorylation; receptor guanylyl cyclase signaling pathway.
UGGAAGGAGUCCAAAGGAGAGAGGAGAGUACUGCUGUCGCAGUGGCAGCGGAUGAUAGCGAUUGCUGCAGCCACGGCAUUUGCAGGAUGCUGCGGCACUGUUCGCAGGAUCGUAAUCAAUUUUAUAAUAAGUCUAAUAACCACCGAGUGCGUCGAGUGCCUGCUCUUUACGAACAAGGAGAGUGCGAACGGGAAUUUAAUCGCCACCGUAUCGAGACCCCCAAACAAAAACAAAAACACUACAGGGACAUCUUUCUGCGUCAUGGAUCCCAGCAAGACCCUCCCUCUACCUUACCCAUCACCCACUUUCUCAAAAAGUGAAGAUUUCGUUACUUCGGGGAGUUUUACAAGACCGAAUUAUUUCACCCGUGUCAAAAGGAGGAUCAUUGUGUUCAUCAACUGAGUUUCAGUUUAAAAGGAAUGGCGUGAUGGAAGCGUAGGAGUUGGAGGUACGAAGAUGCAAAGGAGGAAAUAGUACCUUGUGUUUUUCGUCUUUGAUGUAUAGAAAAAGGAAGGAUUCAAUUGUUCGAGCAAUCUGGAAGCCUUUCAGGAGAAAGAAAUCAUAUUCUCGUUUUGACAGAUUAACCUUGGAUGUUCCUGACAAAGAAGGAAGGAGGGAUUGAUGGUCGCGGCACAUCUGGCGACUACAUCAAAGAGCAGCCACACAGUAUGACUCGCCCGUAGAUAUGGCUUCAACGGAUGUGACAGUGGGGCAGAUAUCGGGAGCAGAAGGGUCUGGUCUCAAAGUCGUUGUAAGAUGAAACCUUUCGUUACUUAAUGUCGUCGAGGCUUCGAUCAGGAUGUAAUGCGUUUCCGAGAGAUGGUCGAGGACAUUGAAGAAACUAUCAUCAGUCCAAGCAUGCACCGGGUUGCCUGUAGCAACGACAAGUACUUGACAGUGUUUACCAAGCUGCGUCCGCCGGAGGGCGAUGACUGUGUCAUCAAAAAAAUCUACCCCUGUUCGGAGAGGGCGAUGUCAUUCGACGAUUUGUUGCCCCUGCUCCGAGGCAUGUUAUCAUGAACAAAAUCACACCAAAAGUUCUCACCUGCUUGAGUUUGAUCUCUCCCACCGUGAGUCUGCCUCCGCUUCGACCUUCUCUCCCUUCAGCGUCUUCAGCAGCUGCUUCGGUCGACAUGUGGAGAGAACCUCUCUUUCCACUUUCCAUGAACACGGUCAUCUUGGUUGUGGAGACCUAAACAAGGCCGUGAUCUUCUUCCUGAUAUGUUUGCUACCCUACGUGGCAGGGUUCAACUUCAGCGUGAGGGUCCUUGCACUUCAGCAAUGUGACCCCAAGUUCCUGGCUGACCUCAGCAGCGCCAUGGACAACGCUACGGAGACGCUACGACAACGAAGGGUCGCGCGGGAGGUUAACUUCUCCUUCGAAGUGGAACAGAACUGCUUGGGUCAACCGCCGUCACCCUCACUGCUGGCCAAAGUGUUCGAGCAGGUCACCGGGGAGGUCACGGUGGGCGUGGUCUCAUACGAUCUUCAGUCGACCUUUGCCGUCCUGGCCGACCUGUUCAAGAGCCCGUACAUCGUCGCCAACACCUACACCUCCAGCGACGUCAGCAGCUUCGCCUUCUCGCUACAUCCGGGUAUCCAGCAGACGUCUCGUCUCCUGAGGACGAUCCUGACGGAGUUCCAAUGGCAGGAAGUGACGUUCAUCACGAGCGAGAGCGCUCGCUGGCUGGCCCUGACCAACGAGGCCUACAUCCACCUGGCGUCGAGCGGCUUUCGUGUCAAAGGGAGGUCAAUCUUGCCGUUGCAGUUCUCAGGAAAUAACUCGCGGUUCGCUCUGCAGAGUGUUCUCCCCUCCACGAAAGCUGUAAUUUUGCUGAUGGAUAUAAACAAUGCAACCGUUGUGCUCACGGCGGCCUCGGAGCUUGACAUGGCCACAUCGCAUGCCUUCAUCGUCAUCAUCGCCAAUCCAUACGACGUCCGUUUGGACUAUUUUCUGUCGCUGAAACCAGAAAGCAACAACACUACGAACGGUGUAAAUAUUCUGAACAGUGUGUUUGUUGUUUCCUUGCAAUUUUCGGAUAGCAACUCAUCGACGUUGACAUCCGUCACAAGGCGACGAAGAUCUGCAGAAGAAGGUUUCUCCGAACUCAGAAGAGAUGAAGAGCUGGAUGCGUACAAACCGUUACAUAUACGUGACGUGACGAAGGAGGAGGUUAGUGCAACGAGCAAAAGAUAUUUUGAAGACUUGAAGAAUGUGGAAAAGAAACUUUCUGUGUAUAAUAUGCCAGACAUUAUUAGGGUAAAUCCAGAUAAACUGUCAUAUCCAAAGAAAGUAGUAGGUGGAGGGGAACAAACUGAAACAUUUUUGUCUCUGAAAAUGAACAGAGAGAAAGAGAUCAGGUUUGUGUCACGUGAUAGGUCUAACAAACAGGACCUUUCUUUUGCGAGAGUUAACCAUCGCACGGAUGUCUCUUCUCUGUCUUCAUCAAGUGAAGAUGAUGAGAGUGUUAAAGAUUCAAACAAUGGAGUGUUGUUAGACUGCGGGUCGAUUUGCCCGAUGGAGGCCCCCCAUGGUGGUCUGAGGUCAAAGCGAGCUGCCAACAUGGCGUCAAGUAGAUACCCGGAUGUCAUGGCUCUGUACGACAUCGUACUACUGCUCGGGUACGCUCUCAACCGCUCCCUGUCCGCGAGCAACAACAUCCCCUCCGCCGAGCAUCUUCUGUCGCAGAUCCGCUCGCUCGACUUCGAGGGGUCAGAGGGCAGGGUAGUCGUGGACCUUUACAAUCGUCCGGUCUUCGACGCAGUCGUCUGGGACUACAGCGAGAGUUCUGGAAGCUUCGUGAAAGUCAUGCACCUGAGCGCCACGUCAGCUGUCACGUGGCACGUCUCUCGGGUGCAGGAUAUCACGUGGCCUGGUGGAAAGGUUCUCGCCCCUGACGACUGCUUCCUGCUGCCGGAGAAUUGUAACACCUCAGAUUUUAAAUUUAUCUACAUCAUCGCCAUCUUUUCCACUGCUGUUGGAUUGGCUAUCAUCGUGGCAUUCGUCGUCUUUUUUAUCAAGAGGUACUGGGCGAAGAAGGAGAUGACACGAGGUCCAAAUAAGGUCAUUCUGAGCCAAGAUGACCUCAUCUUCAUUUUGAAGAAAGACAUGAACAAAGGGUCAAAGCUGCUGAAGAGUCGGACCAACCUGCUGGACAAUUCCAAACCGGACCUCCUGCGGGGGUCGGACCUGGCCUCGCGAUCCACCGGCAGCCUUAAUGAGCUGAGCGACUUCACUCAGACAGCUCGCUACAAUGGAGAUCUCGUACAUGUAAAGGAGCUGAAAGUCAAGUCAUUCGAGAUGAAGUCCAAAGUCUACACAUUCAUCCGCAUGCUUCGCGAUCUGCGGCACGAGAAUCUCAACCCUUACGUGGGAUUUCUCGUGGAUCCCGAGAGACCUGCCAUCGUCACUGAAUACUGCAGCCGAGGAAGCUUAAAGGACAUGCUUCACAACGAAGACAUCAAACUCGACUGGGACUUCAAGCUGUCCUUGCUAACAGACCUUGUUCGGGGCCUGCGCUACAUCCACGGCACACCGCUGAGGCAUCAUGGGCACCUGACGUCAAUGAACUGCGUCAUCGACAGUCGGUUUGUCCUGAAAAUCACGGACUACGGCAUCCCGGGAUUGCUGGAACGCAGCAAAACGGACAGAGAUUUUGAGGCUAGAGACCUUCUGUGGACGGCACCAGAGCUGCUGAGAGACGAAGAACUGCUUAAACGUGGAACGGACAAAGGCGACAUCUACUCUAUCUCCAUCAUCUUCCAGGAGGUGGCGCUGCGCAGUGAGCCCUACAGUUCACAUGUUCUCACGCCAGAAGAGAUUAUCAAGAAAGUGAAGAAGCCACCUCCUUUGUGCCGUCCCUCCGUUUCACCCCAGGCCGCCCCUCCUCAGUUCAUACAGACGAUGAAGAUGUGCUGGUCCGAGAUGCCGGACAUGCGGCCAAGUGUGGAAGAAGUCUACGAACAGUUCAAGAAACUUACCGGUGGAAAGAAGGCAAACAUUGUGGACACCAUGUUCAAGAUGCUGGAGAAAUACUCCAACGACUUGGAAGACAUUGUGGCUGAAAGAACAAUGCAGCUUGAGGAGGAAAAAAAGAAAACGGAUCAGCUUCUAUUCAGGAUGCUGCCCUCAACCGUUGCGGAAAGCCUCAAGAUGGGGCGCAACGUGCAGGCUGAGCAGUUUUCAGAGGUCACCAUUUACUUCAGUGACAUCGUGGGCUUCACGACCAUCUCUGCCAGGAGCACACCCAUGGAGGUCGUUGACCUGCUCAAUGACCUGUACACCAUGUUUGACGCCACCAUAGAGCUGUACGACGUGUACAAGGUUGAGACAAUAGGCGAUGCAUACAUGGUGGUCAGUGGACUUCCGAUCAGGAACGGCAAUCGCCACGCAGGGGAAAUAAGCACGAUGGCCCUUGACCUCUUGUCGCAGUGCGGUCACUUCACGAUCAGACACAUGCCGGCUGUACCUCUCAGGCUCCGCAUCGGCCUCCAUACAGGUCCUUGUGUCGCAGGGGUUGUGGGUCUGACAAUGCCUCGCUACUGUUUGUUUGGAGACACUGUCAAUACGGCCUCCCGUAUGGAAUCCACAGGCGCAGCUUUCAGAGUUCACGUAAGUCAGGAUUGUAAGAACGCACUGGACGAGCUGGGAGGAUACCAUCUCGACCUCCGAGGAGAAACAGAGCUGAAGGGCAAAGGGAAGGUGGUCACUUACUGGCUAGUCGGAAAGGAAGGCUGGACUAGAGAGCUUCCCAAGCCCCCUCCCCUGACUGGGGAGGACAAUCAUGGACUGGCUUCCUUGUUUCCUGAGUUGUCCGAUCCUAGUGUUCUCUUCACGAACAGCAACGCCACAGCUGCAACAAGCAAGGACACCAGCACGACCAGCGCCAACGAACACGCUAAACCAGAACCGUUUGAUUUCGCCGUGGGUGGAGCCCACCCGAGGUACAGAAGGAGAGGACAGUGGUCGAGGGGAGUCCUCCGAUGGAGACUCGCCCCUUAGCCCUAAGACAAGCGUGAGCUGUGUUCAGCCGGAUCCAACAUUAAACCACGUAGACACCGGAAAAAUAUCCAGACCAAGUUCAGCUAGAAAAGAAACCAUAAAGACAGACUCAAAUUACGGGGUGCAUGGACACAAUGAAAGAUCCCCAAACAGGGGAGGUAAUUCUAAGGGUAGGUCAUCGCCUCGAUCUUCCAGUGGGGAGAACGGAAACGGUAAACGUAACAGGCUUCAGGACAGGACCAAGGGAAGCAACUGCAUGGUGACCGAAGCCGAAAUAUAUCCCGAAGCGAAAGCAUCCACGCCUGAGAAAGCCAAACUCGCCAUGUCCAGUGUAAAUCCGGGUUCCUUUGAAACAGACAUGUGUGACAGUACAGAGGGAGUGGAGAUGCACCCGUUGCUGGCGUCAGAUCCCGUUGCCGUUGAGGGCGUCACGACGUUUGAGAUGUUGGACGAGAAGCGGUCGGGCAGAAAACCGUUAAGCGGCGACCACCACGUCAAGAGAAAAGCCGGCAACAAAGAUGGCGGCAUGAAGCCUAGACGCGCCAAAGCCAGCAUCGACAACUCCACCAACUCUGUUGUGUCUGCUUCCGAUGUACGGUUACAGGGUGACAUGUCGGACACGGCCAGCAAGCUGCUCCAGAUGGGAGACUCGGAGGAUCUCACUCCUGUGACCGAGGUCUGAGGUUCGUCUUCGUUCUGCUGACUUUUUGCUGAAUUAGGAGAAAUGGUUGGAGCGGAGGAGGAAGAGGCUGGAGUGGACUUCCGAGUACCUCACACACAAUGAUAAAAUUGUGUUCGUCUGUGUGUGGUGGUGGGGAGAGGGGAAGAUGAUUCAGCUGUUGGUCAGAGCUUUGCUGCAGCUGGGUGGGUCUGCUGCGGUGGUGCGUGUGAGGUGCUGCAUGGUGGCCAGUGUUUUGCUGCAACAGUUGUUGUUACUGCCUUGUGGUGUCCAGACAAGUCCCUCAUGGCCAGUAAUUCAAAACGAAGAACUUCUAGUCAUCAAGGUGCAUUCGCGCGCACGUGCGCAUGUGUAUGUGUGGGUUUAUGUUUGUAUGCGUGUGACAGAUUGUGUGUGUGGUUUGUUUGUGCAUGUAAGUGUGGUAACAUGAGCAAUUUCUCUGUAAUAUUUCUGGCCAGAGUCACUAGGUGUAAUCCACAAGCAGUCAAAACCUCCUCUGGGCCAAAGUAACUCAAACCCUAUGUUACAUGCUGCUAAGUGGUCCAGGUCACAAAGUCUCACGACCAUCUUAUCAGGUCUCCACUUGUCAGUCACAUCGCACGCUGCCAAUUAGCCUCUCAGAUAUUACAUAACCGAUAAUUUUGUUUCAAUAACACCUACUUUCCACAGGGGCCAUAGUUAGGAAGCAAGAGCAAGCCGUUUCCCUCGGGUAAAAAUCGUCUUGUUUCCGAACUUACAAAGCGGUCUUCAAACCCCUUGGACACUACAUCAUGUUCUUUGUUCCAGGGCACCUUUGCCACCAUUGUAAUUAAUCAUUAAGGGUAAAAUCGUAUCUGUGGUAUUUGGACACCACCUUACAACUUCAGAAACAAGAUUCUUGUCUUUGGGUUUCCCGUGUUCCCCCGGGGCAGCGACUUACCCUCGCUUCAUGACUACUGAACCUGUACAAAAGCAAAAUUAUUUCACCAUAAGAGUAGAACAGAUUUUCUCACUUAGCAGCGUGCAAUGUGUUCAUGUCUAUAACCACAUUUUCUAACAGUCCCCUGAUGUAAAAAUGUGUGUUUUGACUGAACCUAUUGACGACUGUGCUGCAGCUGUGCACGUGACCUUACAAGAGUGCGGGUGCACGUGUUUGGGUAUGAGUUCAUUAACACUUGUUUCUUGGAUUAUGUUCGUUUUUUAUACACAAAUCCGUCUUUCAUACCUUCAAAGCACACCUGUAGUAGUGAGCUGUCCAAAGCCUUUCAUUGAAUGUGUUGAACACAGAUGUACCCAUACUAUAAAGUGUUAGCUACGAAAAUGUUUUAAAGUUUUCACUCGCAAAAUUGAAACAUAUCUCUGCUUCACGUUUUUGUUAUUGUUUCGCGACCUUCUACGUUUUCCAGAUAAAUAAAUAAAAAAAAGCCAUUUGAUUUAUAUGUUUGCCAUGGGUAAACAAACAAGUCUGUUUCUUUGUGUAGCAGGUUUAUCGACCUGUCGGCAAGUCGGAUCAGUUCGGUCGAUUGGAUCUGCUGGCUGGUCGAUCCAUUCGUUGGUCCGUCCAUCCGGUCGAGUAAUCGUUUCUUCGUUUGUUCUUGUCUUUGUUUGUUCGAUCUCGGCCCGAUCUAGUAUCCCCCGUAAUUUUAAAUUUUACUGCCAAAUAUUUAUUAACAUUAGUGGAAUAUGCUUAGUUAUUAUUUUGGUCGUAGAAGUUGGCUUAAAAGGAACGAGAGGAACAUGGCAGAAGACUGUUUUAAUUAUCGAUGAUACUGUAAUAAGCCGACACAUCGAAAACAAGAAUAAUUAUACGAAAACCGUUACCUGAAUCUUGACUUCCGGUUUCGUAUUUGAAGUGAAUGACCGAUGGCAUCUGAGCAUGGGAAAAAACAUGAUAGGAGUUGUUUCACAAAACGAAAAAAAAAAAUGUGAUGGAGGGAUCAAGAUAACUCUACUGGGUAUUCUUGGAAUAAUAUUCUUGCAAAAAAUAAACAAUGCUGUGGCAUGGGGUACUGAUGACAUCAGAAAAAAAGGAAAAUCACUUACAUUUCAGAGUUGGAAACUCCUCAGACUUGUUCCAGUUCCAUCUAUUUCUUCUUUCGAAUUUUUUUUUUUUCAUUUCUGCAGGCUCUUUGGAACCGGAAAUCUCAAAGACCAUUAAAUGUCGAUUACGGCGCUGAAUUCUUCUCAAUAACAGCAAAACCGGAUACAGGUCUUUUUUUUUUUUCGUAUCCUUUUUUUUUUAAUCCUUGUAAAUCUUCAGCAAGGAAUUCUGCUAUUGAAAUUCCAGAAAUGUUACAUUUUUAUUUUUCUAUUCGCCUGUAAUAACGACUCGUGUUUCAAGUCCUCAAACAGUUGGUUGUUUGUCUGCCAACAGCUCCACGCACCUUGAAGUUUCUCUCCCUCUCUCUUUUAUUUUGUUUGCAGCGCAAAAUAUCUCUGUUUGUAUAAAAGGUCUUUAUUUUUCUCUUCUUUUCAUUCAGUCUUCGUGCUCUUUUUUUUUUCUCAUUACUCUUUCAUUUCUCUAUCGAUCACUGCAGUUACAAACUAAAAAACAAAUUACACAUAUUUCAGUUUUCAAUCCAUACUCUAAAAGAAGCUUUUGAUAGUCCGUUAAAGCUGUUGAAACCGGAAAAAUAUUAGAAAAAUACCCUCGGGGCCUGAAACUCUAUCAAGAUUUAUCUUCACAAGGUAAGGCACUUAGCAAACCCAUGUUAAACUCCGGCAAGUGUAUAUCACACGGAGAACACUUUUUUUUCCCUUUUGUCGGACGAAGGCAAAUAUUUGCAAAGUACAAACAACCCAGAAAGCGAUUGAAAUGAUGUUUGUUAAUGUCUUACGGUUGGUUGUAGUCUACCUCUUACCUGUGAUAUGUAUGUAUGUCCUAUGGAACCAGUCUUUCACUUUUAACAUCAUGUUGUCGGCUUGAACUUGUGACAGAUUGUUUGACAGUGUGUCUUGUGAAUAAAUGAUUUUAGCGAUUGUUAAGCUGUAGACUGAAAUAUUUUAAAGGUGUUUUAUUAAACAAGGAUGUUGCUGAGACCUGCAACAUGUUUAAGAAAAAAAAACUUAUUUUGAGAAUAGUAAUAUUCCCUGUACUUCAACAAAUUAGAUAUCUUGUAUAAAGUUUUCUCCCGUGACAUAGGUAGUCAAUACACUUUAAGGUGAAAAUAUUUGUCUAACAUAUUCAAACUCUGCACGAGAGUAGUUGGAAACAGUAUAACUGCACUGUCUAACUCGCCCUCCAGGUGUGACUGCGACAGGUGUGUUCUCACCUGAGUUCUCAAUGAGGUAGAUUACUCGGAUAUACCUCGUCUUCAAAGUACAUUAGAAAUCAGUCUAGAAUGUCGGUGAGAAAUGGUUGUGGGAGGGUUGAAUCUGCAAUGAGAGAACUUCGUGAGGAUCGGCAGAAAGAGCAAUGCAGGUUUGUGAUAAUAAGUAAUGUGAUUCACACAAGAGAGUGGGUUCAGAUAGCACGAGCUUGAGUGCAUCUCCUUUUAUGGCGAUGUAGUCACAGACGGUGUAGACGAGGACAUUUUUUUCCACGUGACAUCUGAAAACUGCAGGUAAAAAUAGAUCAGCAUCCCUGGGACCAAGAAAUCGUGAUGAAGAUGUUUUUCAGUAAUCAACAAAUUUAAAUAACAAAAAAAAAAUGUUAUAGUUAUCGUCAGCCUCUAAUGUUGUGUGUGGGUGUGCGUGAGAGAGAGAAAAAAAAGACUUAAAGGAAGAAGAAAAUGAGAGCAAAUUUUGUAUAUACCCUUAUGCACUCGAAGUGAUGAAGUAACGCACUUGGUUACUUUAUCAACAAACACUUGCAAACACUUUGUAGCACGUUUGGCUGGACAUGCACGUGCAUUGUGUUUGCCUGACACACAGGGUGAGGGAGGGAAACAAGGAAGACAACAAGUUAGAAGGAAAGAAACUGAAUUUACAAUUUAUUCACCACGUUUGCUUUAAUUAGACACCUUACAAUCACGCGGGGGAAAAAAAUUUGUUUAUUUAUUUUUCCUUCGUACUUUUCUAGUUUAUUCGUACUUUUCUGGUUUACACAAAUGUAUGCACUCUUUGACACAGUUGGUUUACACUGUGAAGCGAACAUGUCUUGACUAAUGCGGGAGUUAACGCUUCAAGUAUUUGUUUUCUUUCUUUCGUUUUCUUUCUCUCUUCACGUCUUCAAGCGAUCACUUGGCAUGACUUUGUAAAUUUUUCCGAUUGUCCACAGUAGGUCUAGGGCUGUUAUCAGAUUCCACAACAGAUAAUUAACGGAAUGUGUGUAGUAGCAAUAUUCAUUUUUACCUUUUCGAAUACUUUUUUCCUGAUCAAAUAAAAGUGUUUUCAAUGGCUCGUGACUUUUUCCUUUUCCCUAGUAUG